Portunus trituberculatus (swimming crab) is the source of this 1002-nucleotide messenger RNA. Its product is annotated as phenazine biosynthesis-like domain-containing protein. Lineage: Eukaryota; Metazoa; Arthropoda; Malacostraca; Decapoda; Portunidae. Gene Ontology annotation, cellular component: cytoplasm. Gene Ontology annotation, molecular function: isomerase activity. Gene Ontology annotation, biological process: biosynthetic process. The record is from RefSeq and is a predicted model, not a curated record.
AUGCCUCGACUUGCCAUCUUCACUGUGGACGCCUUCUCCCAGCCCUUUAGCGGCAAUCCUGCAGCCGUCGUCCCCCUUACGCAGGAAUUGGACACCGCCACUAUGCAGAAGGUAGCCACGGAGAUGAACCUGUCAGAGACGGCUUACGUGCGACCUCUGGAUGCUGGCGGAGACAAUCCAUGGGCCAGCUGUGGCCACUUCUCUCUCAGGUGGUUCACACCCAUCAAGGAAAUUCCUCUGUGUGGGCACGCCACCCUUGCCACGGCCCACGUCAUCUUCAAUAACCUUGGUCACUCUGGCGGUCAGGUGGAUUUUGAAACACUGAGUGGCAUCUUGACUGUGCGGAAGGACGGUGAUCAAAUCGUCAUGGAUUUUCCUAACAACGAGGCGACGAGUUUAACAGACGAGGAAGCUCAGCGUCUUAAGCCGCUGGUGGCAGCUACUUGUAGUGGAAUGGCAGUGCAGGAAGUGUUACUGUGUCGGACCCUCAAGUACCUUCUGGUUCGCCUCUCCGAUACCUAUUCCAGUAAAGACCUGGAGGUCCUCUUGCCAGAUUACUCCGCAAUGAGGCGAGCUCAUGAUGGAUCUCAGGUGAUGGCGGUGAUAGUGACUGUGCCGGGAAAGGAAGAUUCCUCUUACCAUGCCUUCUCUAGAUUCUUUGCGCCUUUGUACGGCGUGGACGAGGACCCAGUGACAGGGUCAGCCCACACCGUACUGGGACCAUAUUGGGCAAAGCAUUUGAACACCGACAACCUCACUAUGAGGCAAUGUGGGCAGCGUGGUGGGGACGUGCGGGUGAGGAUGCGUGGCGCCAAUCGCGUGGACCUGGCCGGCCCCGCCACCACUGUCCUGCAGGGCCACAUCAACAUCUAAUUAACACCGCGAUCACCUUUGCCCCACUGACCACAAUUAGAGCAAGAAAAAUUCAUCCACGCUUUCCUUGACCUUGCAAGUGAUGUGUUAGGAUUCGAGUGAGUAAAUAAAGUUGCAGUCACAAAAUAA